Messenger RNA from Zootoca vivipara (common lizard), 2393 nucleotides. RefSeq names its product TNF alpha induced protein 6 (gene TNFAIP6). Gene Ontology annotation, biological process: negative regulation of inflammatory response; cell adhesion. Gene Ontology annotation, molecular function: hyaluronic acid binding. NCBI's taxonomy places the organism in Eukaryota, Metazoa, Chordata, Lepidosauria, Squamata, Lacertidae. The record is from RefSeq and is a predicted model, not a curated record.
GCCUUGCCUGGCAACUUUAGGGUGGAAGAGUGGGUUACUCAAUGCCAUCUUAUAACUAUGCCUUCUGUUAAAGUCUCUGAUUACAAGAGAGGCAUGUUGGAACACAAAAUCCAUGGAGCAACUCCCUCAAUUUGUUGCGUGCUUUGUAUCUCUUUCUAACUUGAAAGUUGGUGGGGUUAAAAAAAUGAAUUUAUUAUCCUAAAAUUAGUGAUCUGAAAGUGUCUAAAAAUGAAAACAAUAGGUGUAGAUUCCUACAUUUUGGUUAUUCCAAAAUGGCCACUUACCCUACAAUCAGCGUGGGCGACAGUUGCAGCCCCUUGCGGCAUGCCCUCCACUCCAGGGGAGCGAGGAGUCAUGUCCCAGGUGCUGGCCAUUUUAGGUGCCCCGGGCCAGCUACAUUGUAUGUUGGAAAGCCUGCCAAGCCAAAUGUUUAAACUGCCCUAUCAGAGGGAGCCAAGUGCGAGGAACCUGGAUGGCGGACCAGAGCUGCGAAGUUCUCACUCUGGUUCUCCAGUCAGGGUUAGAAGCUUUUCCACUCCAUGAAAGCGUAUCUGCAACAGCCAGAGGCUACAAUCAAAUUAUCCUGCAAAGGAUUCAGUUGUCAUGCUUUUACAAAGGCGAAAUUGUGUAGAACAGCUUGCUAUUUGAGUAUCAAAAUAAGUGACGAAGGUUAUGGGAGGGAAAGAAGAUAGUUAACAGGUAAAAAAAAAAUACAUUAAAAAGAGCAAAAUUGUGUGAAGCAGAUCGCCAUUUCAGUGUCAAAAAAGGAGGUUACAGAAAAAAGAAAGAUAUUUAACUGUUCGAAAAUAAUAUGUUUGCUUUGGCAAAUGAGGAAUUAAACCUUUACUUGGAUGCUGUAGACUUUGGACACUCAUGUAAGGGAAACGUAAAAUGAGUCAGACUCACAAAAAAUCAGGGAAGUUUUAAUGUGUGAGCAAUACUACAGCAUGUUCAAUUGGAGCAGGCUUGCUGACCUCACAGAUGAAAACACUAUAUAAGAUCUGGCAGCCAGAUGUUCCACUAGAAAGUCAGCAGCUGCUAGAAGGAGUCUUUCCAGACCCGCUUCAACGGUGACUGCAAAAUACUCUUAACAGAAGAUAUGGUUGUGUUGAUUUUUCUCUUUGCCUUGUGGUGGGAUACAGCUGCUGGCUGGGGGUUCAAGGACGGAGUUCUACAUAACUCUAUCUGGUUAGAACGAGCGGCAGGAGUAUACCAUAGAGAAGGAAGGUCUGGAAAAUACCAGCUCACAUAUGCAGAAGCAAAAGCAGUGUGUCAGUAUGAAGGAGGACAUCUAGCCACAUACCAACAGCUGGAGGACGCAAGGAAAAUAGGGUUUCAUAUGUGUGCGGCUGGCUGGUUAGCGAAAGGAAGAGUUGGCUAUCCCAUUGUCAAACCUGGAAGCAACUGUGGCUUUGGAAAGACUGGGAUUGUGGAUUACGGCUUUCGGCUCAACAGGAGUGAGAAGUGGGAUGCUUACUGCUUCAACCCUAAUGGAAAAGCCUGUGGUGGAAUAUUCACAGAUUCAAAGCACAUCUUUAAAACCCCUGGCUACCCAAAGGAAUAUGAAGACGAUCAAACUUGUUAUUGGCAUAUAAGAGUGAAAUAUGGCCAACGGAUUCAAAUUCAGUUUCUCGACUUUGAUCUUGAAGACGAUACAGCGUGCAUGGCUGAUUACUUAGAAAUAUACGACAGCUAUGACGACGUAAAUGGCUUUGUCGGCAGGUAUUGUGGAGACGAACUUCCAGAAAAUGUAAUCAGCACAGGUAAUGUAAUGACUCUGAAGUUUUUGUCCGAUGCUUCAGUAACAGCAGGAGGCUUUCAGAUUAAAUACAUUGCUUUGGAUACACCCAAAAAGAGUGAUGGGAAAAAUACAACUACCCAAGACAACAAAAAUUACUUAGCUGGAAGAUUUGGCAUUGUAUAAAAGAACAUUGACAUGAAAGAAGAAUUUGCCUUGGAUGUUUAUUAAAGACAUUACCCUAUCCCCAAGCACCUUCUUGAUGUUCGUCCCAGUGGAUCCUAUUCCCCAUAAUCUCCUGUUACCUUCUCCCAAUGUGAUCUCUCUUUUUUGCUGAUCUUCAGUGACCCAUACAACCUCAGUGAUACACACCCCUUUGGACUGAUGCUUCCCACCAGGUGACUCCUCCCUGGGUUAAAAAGCCUGUUUGUUUGUUUGUUUUGUUUCAAGUUUUUAGCUAAAGUUCCAAGGGGCCAUGUGAUUGUGUGCAAAUGCUUCACAGCUGCUCAGUGAUAGCCACUUUGAAUUGUAUGCAGUGAUGAUUUCCUUGAGCCAAAAAGAUGAAGAAAUAUUUACUCAUAGAUCCUAUAAUCAUUGUACUACAUUUGAUGUAUUAUUGAGAUUUCUAAAUAUAUAUUUAUCAAACUUCAAGAGC